UAAGAAAGAAUAGAAGGAAAUGUGCCUGCUGCUCCGUCAAGUCAUCCACAAUCCUUACUGUAAAGACCUUCAUACAGUCUCUUUUUAUAGACCUACAGGGAGGGAGCAGGCACUAUCCAAGACUGGAAAAAAUGAGCUAAAUAUGAAAUUAAAAAAAUCUAACAAGGGUUUCGGAAAAUAUGUGUAACUUGGUGUGAAGGAGGAAGAAGACUGAGUCUGGAUUAAGGUUUUCCAAGCGGGAUUAAAAAAGGUGCAAAUUAGGUACAGCACACCUGAAAAAUGGUUUACUUGAGAACAAUGAAUUAUUGAUGACUUGGUCAACAUGGGAUCCACUACAUACCGAAAGGCAGCUACACUGGAUGAACUUUUGUAUACAUGCAUUGAUAUGUUUGGAAACAUGGCAGGAAGUGAGAAGAAUAUCCCUACUUUUGACAGAUGUUCCCACGGACAGAUAUGUCCUCAAUUCCUGUGAAAGUGUCAGCUGUCAUCUUUCCAACUUUCACAAUGACUACAAAGACACAAAUGAGAGGGGUAAUCUGCAUCACAACAAUUUGUUGCCAAGAAUCAUUUUGUUAAUGCAUCGUUGGUAUUUGUCUUCUACUGAACUUGCUGGAAAACUUCUCUCAAUAUAUCAAAAUGCUACUGGUGAAAACUGUGAUAUAUUGCAACUGAAGACAUGUCACUUUAUGAGAUACUGGAUUUUAGAAUUUCCUGCUGAGUUUAAUUUGGAUCUGGGAUUGAUAAGGUUGACUGAAGAAUUUAGAGAACUGGCAAGCCAGCUGGGACAUGAAGAACACAUUAAUCUUAUAGAUAUCUCUAGCAUCCCAUCUUAUGACUGGAUGCGAAGAGUCACACAGAGGAAAAAAACAUCAAAGAAGGGAAAGGUUUGCCUUCUGUUUGACCAUCUGGAGCCUGUGGAGCUGGCAGAACACCUAACAUUUCUAGAGUAUAAAGCUUUCCGAAGAAUAUCUUUUACAGAUUAUCAAAGUUACGUAAUACAUGGCUCUGUAGUGGACAACGCAACUUUGGAGCGCUCCAUAGCUCUAUUCAAUGGAAUCUCAAAAUGGGUACAGCUUAUGGUUCUGAGCAAGCCAACCCCACAGCAAAGAGCGGAGGUUAUUACCAAGUAUAUUAAUGUUGCCGAGAAAUUAUUGGACAUUCAAAACUUUAACACUCUGAUGGCAGUUGUUGGUGGACUAAGCCAUAGCUCCAUAUCUCGUCUUAAAGAUACUCAUGCACAUCUCACCUCUGAUGUUACAAAGGUGUGGGAUGAAAUGACCGAGCUGGUCUCGUCUAAUGGAAACUACUGUAGUUAUCGUAAAGCGUUUGCUGAGUGUGUAGGGUUUAAAAUCCCUAUUCUUGGUGUUCACUUGAAAGACUUAAUAGCUGUACAUGUUGUUUUUCCUGACUGGGUGGAUGACAAUAAAGUAAACACUGUUAAAAUGCAGCAGUUAUAUGUUACUCUCAAUGAACUGGUUUCACUACAGAGUGCUUCGCCUCACUUAGAAACAAGUAUGGACUUAAUUAACCUCUUAACGUUAUCGCUUGAUUUAUACCAUACUGAAGAUGAUAUUUAUAAACUUUCACUUGUACUUGAGCCUAGGAGUCCAAAAUCGCCAACUUCCCCUACAACUCCCACUAAGCCUGAUGUACCCCUUGACUGGGCCUCUGGAGUGACCACAAAGCCUGACCCUACCAUUAUUAGUAAGCAUAUACGGAAAUUAGUUGAGUCUGUUUUUAGAAACUAUGAUCAUGAUCAUGAUGGAUAUAUUUCUCAAGAGGACUUUGAAAGUAUUGCUGCUAACUUCCCAUUUUUGGAUUCCUUCUGUGUUCUAGACAAGGAUCAAGAUGGCCUUAUCAGCAAGGAUGAAAUGAUGGCCUACUUUCUUAGGGCGAAGUCUCAGUUUCAUUGCAAAAUGGGUCCUGGCUUUGUUCACAAUUUCCAAGAGAUGACAUAUUUAAAGCCAACUUUCUGCGAGCACUGUGCAGGAUUUCUGUGGGGUAUCAUCAAGCAAGGGUACAAGUGCAAAGAUUGUGGUGCCAAUUGUCAUAAACAAUGCAAAGACCUCCUUGUGCUGGCCUGCAGAAAACUCUCUAGAGGAACAUCUAUUGGAAGUAGCCAUGGGUCCCUUCCAAGCAGCCCAUCUCUGGCUCCAGCACAAGAUGACGUUUUUGACUUUCCUUCUCCUGGAAGACAUAAUCAUGAUCUAGACGGACGAGCAAUAACUCUAGUCACUGGCUCUUCUAGGAAGAUCUCGGUGCGAUUACAACGUUCAACAACCAGCCAGGCAACGCAAACAGAUCCUGUGUGGUCUGAAUCUGGCUGGAGUGAUACUGGUCCUCAUACAUUUCCUAAGAUGAAAACUAAAUUCUAUGGCAAGUCAGCAAAGAACAAGGGUUUUGCUAAAUGGGAGAAUGAAAAGCCAAACCCUCACCCCAACAUGGACAUUAUGGAAGUACAGGCUCUGGAACAACUUGAAGAUCACAAUGGGACGGAAACAAGGAAUGAACGUAGCAGUACAGAGGACAGCUGAUUCUUUGAUUUUCCGCAAUAAGGAGAAAACCAGAAGCAGUGUAACACUGAAAUACCUUAAAUGAUCAGUGGAUGUUAGAAAAUGGCAUUGCACUGAUGAAGAGCUAUCCAGGCUACAGAUCCUAGAUGACUAUUUCUACAGCAUGGGACAAGUAUAGAAGGAAGACAAUAAAUCGAGUACAAACUCUUUACACAGAGAGGUCUCUAUCACUACAUUCCUACAUAUGUUUUGUAUAUAGAUACAUGAUCUUAUUUGUUUAUUGUGUUCUUGUAAAAAAAGAUAUUAUUACUAUUUAUUUAAGAAAGAGCAAGAAAACAGAACUAUUUAAUCAUCAGAAUUCUAAAUUUAUCAUCUCCCAAAAAUAUCAUGUACUAUGGUGGUAUGACACAAACACUUGAGAUACUCCUUUAGAAACCAAUGUAGAGGACAGGAGCAGCAAUAUUGGCUUUUUAUGAAGCCAGAAGAAAACAUGCAUCUUUCACGCUCUCUUAUGGCAGUUGCAAGGCAUGAACGUGGACAAAGCCCUUUUUCCUCCUUAACUGCCUGUACUUUCAGAAGUAGAUCUGCAUGAAUCAGAAUAAAAGGAUGUGUUUAUACUAAGAACAAUAUAUUGUUUUAUUGAUGCCCUUAGCCCAUAGUUCCACUGAGUUUUGAAAUUAAAUAUAAAAAGCUCUGAACGAGUACAAACAUCUGCAGAAGGAACCAUCAAAACGACAUACAUUUGUGCUCCAAUUUUCCACCUAAUUAUGAUUUCUCUCAUGUCAGAUGUGUCCAUCCCUGACAUUUAAACAAGUUUACUGGAUACCCUACAGGAACAAAAAGUAAAGGCAGAAGAAGUAAAGUGAGGCACAACUUCAGUGUAUGUUCAAACCCAAAGCAGCUUCAAGACAUGUUCAUGAAUGUUCAACUACUACCUUAUAAUAAUUUACAGAAUUCCCUGAAACACUAGAUGUCAACUGUUCAUUAUGUUUGUUCUUUAAUGAUAUUAAACAAAAUGGUGUACAUUUUU
Messenger RNA from Rana temporaria (common frog), 3543 nucleotides. It is a transcript of the gene RASGRP3, whose product is annotated as RAS guanyl releasing protein 3. Gene Ontology annotation, cellular component: plasma membrane. NCBI's taxonomy places the organism in Eukaryota, Metazoa, Chordata, Amphibia, Anura, Ranidae. The record is from RefSeq and is a predicted model, not a curated record. Gene Ontology annotation, biological process: positive regulation of GTPase activity; Ras protein signal transduction. The coding region runs from base 309 to 2534 and encodes 741 amino acids. Gene Ontology annotation, molecular function: calcium ion binding; guanyl-nucleotide exchange factor activity. The transcript is spliced from 18 exons.